AUGAGCAACAGGUGCGGCUACAUGAUCGACAACGUGAUUCUGCUGGUGAGCGGCGCGCUGCAGAAGAAGUCCGUGCGGGACCUGCUGGGGCGGUGCCACCCGCUGGGCCGCUUCUCGGAGAUGGAGGCCGUCAACAUCGCGGACACGCCGUCCGACCUCUUCCACGCGGUCCUGGUGGAGACGCCCUUGGCGCCGUUCUUCCAAGACUGCAUGUCUGAGAACACACUCGAUGAGCUGAACAUUGAAGUUCUGCGCAAUAAGCUGUACAAGUCUUACCUGGAGGCGUUCUAUAACUUCUGUAAGGAUCAUGGUGACGUCACAGCAGAAGUCAUGUGCCCCAUUCUCGAG
This is a messenger RNA of Myotis lucifugus (little brown bat), 348 nucleotides long. RefSeq names its product V-type proton ATPase subunit d 2-like. Gene Ontology annotation, biological process: vacuolar transport; vacuolar acidification; proton transmembrane transport. Gene Ontology annotation, molecular function: proton-transporting ATPase activity, rotational mechanism. The transcript has 4 exons. Gene Ontology annotation, cellular component: lysosomal membrane; vacuolar proton-transporting V-type ATPase complex; plasma membrane proton-transporting V-type ATPase complex. The record is from RefSeq and is a predicted model, not a curated record. Lineage: Eukaryota; Metazoa; Chordata; Mammalia; Chiroptera; Vespertilionidae. The annotation marks the transcript as partial.